CACAUAUACAUAAUGUACAUGUCUUAACAACAAUACCCUCUCUCUCUCUUUCUCUUUCUCUAGAAUCAUCGAAUUUUAAAGGGUAGCAAAAGAGAAAAACAGGGGGAAAAAAAAGACAAAAGCAAUAGAGCAACCUUCUAUCGCAUCAUUUCGUACGAAAGUCAAGGUGGUUUUAUUAUAAAGUAAUAUUCGGAAAUUUUUUUUCCAUUAUAUUUAUUAUACAUAUAUAUAUAUAUAUAUACAAACGCAUUAUAUUUUAAUGCAAAAGCAGCACAAGAAACUGUUGAUGUCGAACAACUAAAGCGAAAGAAAACCCAGUCAAAGACUAGAAUUCCUCGUCUCUCUCUCGUUCUUUCUCUCAAUUUCGUCUACAAAACCACUUGUACCUGUUGUGUUUAGUUUUUAAUAAGUAACCGUGUUGGAUGCAAGAAGUCACUGAUGUAAUAACUAGUAACAAAACUUCACAACUCUCAAUUUUGGUCUUCCUCCUCCUUACCGGUUCUAUCAUCCUUCUCUUCAUCUCUUACACACCAAUCAGCCGAACUUUCCCCUCUGUGGGGACGUCAUCAGCUGAACAACUUUACCAGAUCCCGCCUUCAACAGUUGCAGUUUACAUGGGAAUCAAUACCUCAAAACUGCUCAAGCCUUUGCGAAUUAGCUACAAGAUUUCCAUAAAGAUGCAUACGAACUGUCGUGGUGGUCUCUACCCUCGAACCAAAGACAUCUAUCGAUUUGAUGUCCCUGAUGACAAAGUCAGCUGGGAUGUGGAGUACAAGGAAUACCAGCCUGUUGAUUAUACAGCUGAAUCUGUCUUACAACAGCCCCCCUGGGCCGAUCCUGAUAUCAGAAAAUCAUCAGAACCUAUCAAAAUUAAAUGGAACAGCCUUGAUAAUAAUAUUGACCGUCAAACAUUUGGCAAGAAAUACGACAUAUACAACCAUGUACCAAGGAACCCACAUGGUAGAACAGGUAUCAUAGGUCGUGGACUACUAGGUCGUUGGGGACCUAAUCAUGCUGCUGACCCUAUCAUUACAAGGUGGAAAGUGGUCGAUGGACACAAGGUCAAAGGUCAAGAUGGUAAACCUGUACUACAGUUCAUUGCCAUUCAAAGACGAGACACUGGUGACUGGGCCAUUCCUGGGGGUAUGGUUGAUGCUGGAGAAUUGGUAACUACCACACUACAACGAGAAUUUAGUGAAGAAGCUUUGAAUGCCUUAAAUUUAACACCUGAGAAGCGAGACAAACUACGGAAAUGCUUAAAAGUCUUUUUUAAAAAUGGCAAAGAGGUAUAUAAAGGUUAUGUGGAUGAUAUCAGGAACACAGACAAUUCUUGGAUUGAAACAGUUGCCAUGAAUUUCCACGACGACAAUGGAACUAGUGUGGCUAAUUUAGCACUGACUGCUGGGGAUGAUGCUGUCAGUGUGAAAUGGCUUGAUAUAGCACAAAGCCUCAAACUUUACGCUAACCACAAGGAGUUUAUGAAGAAAGUAGCAAAUGACUUGAAUGGCAGCUGGUGAUGAAAACACACAUCUUCUUAUAUAUAUAUAUAUAUAUAUUAUAUA
Molecule: messenger RNA, 1562 nt
Organism: Octopus sinensis (East Asian common octopus)
Lineage: Eukaryota; Metazoa; Mollusca; Cephalopoda; Octopoda; Octopodidae
Product: ADP-ribose pyrophosphatase, mitochondrial
Exons: 9
Coding region: 423-1517 (364 amino acids)
Molecular function (GO): ADP-ribose diphosphatase activity
Source: RefSeq, a predicted model, not a curated record